CGAGGAAGGAUCCAAAGCCCAAUGAAUGGAGAUAGUGUUAAUGUUGUUGGUGGUGGAUUGGUGCUUAUGAGACUGAAACUAAUACUGUGGCUUUGAUUCAAUUCAUUCGCUUCUCUCCUGAAUGGAUGCUAUUAGAAAGCAAGCCUCCAAGCUUCGCGAACAGGUCGCUCGCCAACAACAGGCUGUUCUGAAACAGUUUGGGGCUGGCGGGUAUGGAGGUUCAGAUAAUGUGGUUACCGAUGAGAUAGAGUUCCAGCUACACCAGAAACUUGAGAAACUUUAUAUAUCAACACGUGCGGGGAAGCAUUAUCAAAGGGAUAUUGUCCGUGGUGUAGAAGGUUAUAUUGUUACUGGGUCCAAGCAAGUUGAAAUAGGAACAAAGUUGUCAGAAGAUAGCAGGAAAUAUGGUGGGGAAAAUACAUGUACCAGUGGUAGUACAUUGUGCAGAGCUGCACUAAGUUUUGCACGAGCCCAUGCUCAAAUGGAGAAAGAGCGUGGAAACUUAUUAAAAGCUCUUGGCACACAGGUUGCAGAGCCCUUAAGGGCAAUGGUUGUGGGAGCACCAUUGGAGGAUGCUCGGCAUCUUGCUCAACGUUAUGACAGAAUGCGACAGGAAGCUGAAGCCCAGGCUAUUGAAGUUUCUAAACGCCAGGCAAAAGUAAGAGAAAUGCCAGGCAAUGCUGAGAGUGUUAUGAAAUUAGAAGCAGCUGAAGCAAAGCUGCAAGAUCUGAAGACAAACAUGGCCAUACUGGGGAAGGAAGCAGCUGCCGCAUUGGCUGCUGUUGAAGCACAGCAGCAGAGGUUAACCCUUCAGCGUAUUAUAGCUAUGGUUGAAGCAGAGCGUGCAUAUCAUCAAAUAGUCCUACAAAUACUUGAUCAGCUUGAGGGAGAGGUGAUAUCAGAGCGACAGAGAAUUGAAGCCCCUCCUACUCCUAGUAUGGAUAACAACAUGCCACCACCCCCAUCAUAUGAAGAAGUGAAUGGUGUCUAUGCUUCUCAGACACAUAAUGGAUCAACAGAUAGCAUGGGUUACUUCUUAGGAGAGGUUAUGUUUCCAUACUCUGCUGUGUCUGAAGUUGAGCUGAAUCUAUCCGUUGGUGAUUAUGUUGUUGUUCGAAAGGUGACGAACAACGGAUGGGCCGAGGGUGAGUGCAAAGGGAAAGCAGGUUGGUUUCCGUUUGGUUACAUUGAAAGACGGGAGCGGGUUCUUGCAAGCAAGGUGGCUGAAGUGUUCUAAAUUUUUUCCUGUUAGUUUGUCGAGCGAUUCCGACCAACUUUGAUUGCAGCUAUAAGCAUAUACGGUCGAAGCAUGUCCCGCAUUGAAUAUCAGGUUAUCCACACCUACUAGAAGUGAUAAGUACUAUUAACAAAUUUUAAUAUGUACAGGGAUGAUAAUAGGCAGGGUCUUCUGUAGGGUACCCUGAAUAUUUAUGUCCAUAUUUGUAUUUAAAGAAAAAGAACUAUAUUUAAACUUUAAUAUA
Messenger RNA from Gastrolobium bilobum, 1481 nucleotides. Its product is annotated as SH3 domain-containing protein 2-like. The transcript is spliced from 11 exons. The record is from RefSeq and is a predicted model, not a curated record. Gene Ontology annotation, molecular function: protein binding. Lineage: Eukaryota; Viridiplantae; Streptophyta; Magnoliopsida; Fabales; Fabaceae. The coding region runs from base 122 to 1237 and encodes 371 amino acids.